AUGCGCUACAGCAACGCGGUGCUGGUGCGAGCCAAAGCGGCACUGCUGAAGUUCGCCCCCAUCGCCGUCUUCAUCGGCAUCAUCCUCUACUUCCUCACCUCUUUCUACCCCUCCACGCGCACCUUCUCGUGUCCCACCAGCGCGGCCUCCACGCCCGUCAACCCCAUCCCCAACCGCGUGCACUUCGUGCAUAUCAUGCCCGACGGCCCCGACUCCGACAUCAAGUUCAAGUUCAAGCACUUCGUUGCCAUCUACUCCGCCUCUUUCUACUUCGGUCCCGACCUCAUCUACAUCCACACCGACGCCUCGUAUGCGUCCAUCGAGCGCGCGCAGAGCGGACCCAUCGACAAAGCUCCUAGCAAGUGGGCGCAUAAGAUCCUCAAUCUUCCUGCCGUCGUCGUGCGUCGCGUCAAUGCCCCUGACGUUGCAACAGGGACGGGCAUCCCCAUAACACUGCUCGAGCAUAAAUCCGACUUCGUCCGCGCGCAGGCCGUCUACGAGCAUGGCGGCAUCUAUCUUGACUGGGACGCGCACGCGCUGCGCGAUGUGAAGCCGUUGAGGGAGUCGGGCUUUGCGAAUGUCGUCGGGAGGCAGAAGGGGGGGCAGGUGAACAGUGGGGUGUGGAUGUCGCGGCCGAGGACGUUGUUGAUGAAGCUCUGGGUCGAGCAGCAGCAUCAGGUGUAUUCGGGUGCCUGGACGGCCCAUAGCAAUGAUCUGCUGACGUCGCUGUCGGAGAAGCAUGGGGAUAGCAGCUUGCUCACGAUGAUUGCUGAGCGCCUGAUGCCGGAGAACAAAGAGGUGCUCAUCCUGGAAAGAGUAGCGUUCGCGCCGAUGAGUUGGAAACUGAGUGAUGCCUCUAAGCUAUUCAUGCCACAUUUGGACGAUAACAUCGGGCAGAUGGAACGCGAUGUGGAGAAGCCGGACUGGGAGAUUGAUUACUCGACGUCGUAUAUCCUUCAUGCCUUCAAGCCGGAUAAAAGCGAGCAUAUCGAAAACUUUGAUUGUGACAACGGUAUUACGGUCAAGUAUGUGUUGGCGCGGCAGAGCAACUUUGCUCUUGCCGUCUACCCUGCUGUCAAGCAUGCGAUUGAUGCUGGUGUCAUCUCCGCCGACGAUUAG
This is a messenger RNA of Pseudogymnoascus verrucosus, 1119 nucleotides long. RefSeq lists its product as uncharacterized. The record is from RefSeq and is a predicted model, not a curated record. Bases 1 to 1119 code for a protein of 372 amino acids. NCBI's taxonomy places the organism in Eukaryota, Fungi, Ascomycota, Leotiomycetes, Thelebolales, Thelebolaceae. The transcript has a single exon.